CGUUACACAUCAUAGGUGGGCCCAUACUAUUAAAGGGGUCCGUCUUCAGUUUUUGUUUAUUUACAGUUUAACACAAAGACUAAAAGGAUCGUGAAAACUUAACAACCUCAGCAUAAUAUUAUCAUUUAAUAAAUAAAAAGUUUGAAACAAAAAAGUGAGAAAAAAACAAGGACAAAAACACAAUGUGGAUUCUUGCAUUAUCUAUAGCUUUAACAGCAACCCUCCCCAUCCAUGCCCAGCAACAAAGCAGGUGCGUGCAGUUGUUUGAUGCUGGCUUCCGGCAGUGUUUCCGGGACCUGGGCGGUUUUGAGCUUGACAUCGUCUUCUCCCUAGUAACCAACGAGACUUCCAGUCGUCUGCCACCAAACCUCGCUCCACAGAAACAGAACCUCAUACAAAUGCUUUGCGCUAACCGGCAGCAAGUCGGCCAGUGUAUAGGCCCUCUGGUGACCAAAACGGAUCCCAGCUGCCAGCAGACGGAUAUUGGUAUGAUGGACGGCACCGUCAACUCCAUGGUCUCAGGACUGGCGAACAUUUGCGGAGCCCCGAACGAUGGAUCCAAGUGUAUGAAGAACUUCGACACUGGUUUCCGGUCUUGCCUCAACAAGCAGAGUAUCAACCCGGACAACUUCUUCCUUCUACUCGCCGACCAGCCACUUCCGGCCGGAGUCAACAAGGACCAGCUCAAGCAACUGUCCUGCAGUCAGACGACCCGACAAAACAUGUUGAAGUGCUCUACAGACAUCCUGACCUCCAUUCAGACGGACUGUAAGCCACAGGAAACCAUCAUGGUGGGAACUACACUCCAGAAUAUGAUGGGCGCUUUCGAGGGCGUCUGUUCCGGAAAGCCAAUCAAUCCCGACCAGUGCAUGGCAGCGUUCGAGGAAGGCAUGAACACGUGCGCCACUAAGACUCUGAACAUGGAUAUGAAACUUAUCCUCAUGGUUCUACAAGGACAGACUCUUCCGGCUGGACAGGACAAGGCAACCAUGAAAAAGACCAUCUGCAGUAAAUGGAAGACGUUGGAGGUUUGUGGAAAGGACGUUAUAAUUAAUGCCGGUUGUGCCAGGCAACAGUUGCUAGGUGUAGAAGCCAGCUUUGCCAACAUGGUCAUUACCGUGGCAACCUCGUGUGGUGACAAAUCCCUACCCGGUGCCUGCCUGCUCACCCUCCAGAAGUCGUUCGGUGAAUGUUUCGGCAAGGUCGGGCUCUCACCAGAAAUCUACUUGUCCAACAGCUCCGACCACGCUGGGGCACUGAUUGGCGCCAACACUGCCGAGGCCAAGGAAUACUGCAACAAGAAACAGGAUCUGUUUACAUGCAUGAACGAGGUGAUCCACAAAUGCCCCGGCGCCGAACAGACUCUUUCUUUGACUGGUUUCGACCUUCACGGCAUGGAGAGAGCAGUUGGCAUCCUCUGCCACGACAUCCCUGACUACCUGGCCGGCCUAGACUGUUUCAAAUCCCCUACCGAAAAGGCGAAGCAGUGUAUGGAGGAUAUGACGAUGGCGAUCACGGACCUGUCCACCAAACAGAUCACACAGCAGCUCAAUAUGGAAGUCUUCUUCGAGGAUUUCUGCAGUGCACGUGUAAAGCAUGUUGCUUGUGACGGAAGUGCGUGGCCCUCGUGCGAUACCCAAGCCGUCUCCCUCAAGAACGAGUUCGAAUGUCAACUUAUCCCAUCCCGAUGCUACAACUCCCACAAGGAUAACAUCGACACAAUCUGCCCAAAUACAGAUCACGUGAUUCCUGGAACGGAAGUUGAAGGUGUCCCAGAAUGCGUGCGCAACAUUCACGAAUCAAUGAACUCGUGUUUUACAAAGUUCAACAUGAAGCCCGAUAUGUUCCUGGUCAACAUUACCCACGACAGAAGAAACUUCAUGGGAGACAUGCCUAUGGCCAAAUCUCUUUGCCAGUCGAAGGGCGCAGUAUUCCAGUGUAUGAGGGACGUCUUAAGUCAGUGUAACCUGGCCGAGGCCGUGUUGUCUUACUGGGGUCAUCAACAAUCCUCCGUUGAAGAAGCCGUCAACGUCAUCUGCAACGACCUUCAGAUGUAUGGUAAGGGCCAGCAGUGUUUCUCCAGCGGCAACGCCCAGACCCAGCAGUGUAUCUCCAACACAGAGUCCAAGAUGAUGGACCUAGCUGACAAACAGGUGCAGAAGAAGCUCUCCCCAGACGCCUACUUCCGGGACUUCUGCUCAAUCUCUAUGGAGCAGCUUCGUUGUGACCUGAACGGCUGGAAGACCUCGUGCGCCAAGGACGUCGUGGGUCUCAAGACCGAGUUCGAGUGCUCCCUCGUCCAGAAACAUUGCAAGAACCUCCAGGUCCGCAACUUCAACGAGAUGUGUAACGAGGCCACUUACGCCACGGCGCUCCGGGCUUCCGGUGGUGGUGGUGGCGGUAAUGGCGGCGGUGGCGGCAGCGGAACUGCUGGAGGUGCAGGAGGUCAGACUGGUCCCGGGGGUGUCGCAUCCGCCACUUCCGCUUCUGUAUUUGCUGUUUUGACUGGCGUUUUGGCUUCACUAGUGCUUCUUUUGUAAAAAUUUGAGAACAAUAAUGUAUGAUUUAUAAACUCUUCGUUUUUGUGAAUUGUUUUUGUCAGUGUAUAAAAUAGAAAAUGAUAAUUCUGUGAGUACAUGUGUCGAAAAUUGCUAUGUGUAUUUGUAACUGUAUAUUAUCUUAAUGCACGAACACGUUCAGUUCGUUUUAAACAGUUCAAGAAUCAUACAACAACGACCAAUGUUGAAUUUUUAGCUGAGGCAUUUAUUUAUUAAAAGUUAUUUAUUGACUGAGACAACUUUCACUGGUCAAGCUGGCCUUGGCGGUUUAUUUAUUUAAAUAUCAUAUUUCCAAAUCAGGGGAUAAUGUAACUAAUUAGGAUAUUGCAGAACCGGAAGUGGUUUGUAACUUUAAGAGGCAUGAUGGCUGUUAAAAGCGUUUCACUAUUCUAAAAUAGUUAGACUACGAGAAAUCCAGAUGAAGCGUUUGAUUAAAACCACCAAUUUUCCCCGUGAGAUUGAAUGUAUAUUACAUUGAACUUCAGUUUUAUCAAAUUACAAACAUUUCUAACAACUUUAGUUACUGUGAUGUUAAAAUUCAGCGAAACUCGCAAAUAACCCUUUUAGUAUCAAGUUUCAUUGUUUGUUUUCCUUGAUCCAGGAAUUGUUAAUACAGAUUUUGUAUCAUUUUUUAUAACUUAAAAAAAAUCAAUUCAAUUUGGAGUAAUUUAUUUAAAUUCACUUCAAAACGUUCUGUUUUUUAAACAAAAGCAAUGGUCAACCCAUAUUUUCAUAAACUAUUGGAAACAAAAACAAAAACAGUCGGACCUCUGACGUUACUAUAAACCUGAACUGAUUCGUAUUUUGAUUUAUGUGUUAUGUGAAAAUUUAAAACAAUAAAUAUAUAUAAUUAUAACAAAUUUAAAAAGUUAAAAAAAAAUAUUAUUGUUUUUCUUUAGUUUACAACGAAGAUGAAAGUAAGUUUUAGGUGUUAAAAAAGGAAUGCCGAAUUAUUAUAGAUCAAGAGAAAUUCCAAUGCGUGUACUUUUUUGUGAAUACGAAAUUUAUUUUAUGCUUUCAUAUGUUGUUAUAUUUUGUAAAUUGUAAAUUUAACCAUGU
Molecule: messenger RNA, 3617 nt
Organism: Mya arenaria
Lineage: Eukaryota; Metazoa; Mollusca; Bivalvia; Myida; Myidae
Exons: 15
Coding region: 183-2540 (785 amino acids)
Source: RefSeq, a predicted model, not a curated record